Messenger RNA from Triplophysa rosa, 921 nucleotides. RefSeq names its product pancreatic secretory granule membrane major glycoprotein GP2-like. NCBI's taxonomy places the organism in Eukaryota, Metazoa, Chordata, Actinopteri, Cypriniformes, Nemacheilidae. The transcript is spliced from 8 exons. The record is from RefSeq and is a predicted model, not a curated record. The coding region runs from base 160 to 921 and encodes 253 amino acids. Gene Ontology annotation, cellular component: apical plasma membrane; cell surface. Gene Ontology annotation, biological process: neutrophil migration.
CAGGCAGAUAACAUUGCAGUUGAGUGUCACAUCAGAAUUAGUUUUCCAGAGGAAAGUUUGCAAGACAUACUGAACUGAAAAUUACAGACAAAUUUCCUGUUUUACAGACGUAGUGAAGAUGAAGCAAAUGUGCUGAAUGGUUUUGAGUUAAAAGAGAAAAUGGCCAGUGAAGAGACAAGGAUGAAAUCAAAACACCUAUCAGCAAUCAUUCUUCUUCUUACAUGCAUUGUGGAAACGCAUAAUUUCCCAGAUCCAGGCAUAACUUUACAGUUUAGCCACAUAGAUGAGGCACACCACCACGUGAUAAAACGAAGUGCAGGUACUCCUGCUUUCGACCCCUGCUAUAACUACACUGUGCUGGAUAAUGCUUGGAGAGCCACAAACAAUAGAUUCUCUUCCCAACCAAUGUGUGAUGUUAAUGUCAGCUGGGUUGGAUGGUAUCGUCUCUUCCUCAAUAACCAAAGUGCUCAGAUGCCAGAUAUAUGUGUUCCAGACCAAAGUUGUGGUACUCAUGUCCCUCUGUGGCUAAAUGGUCAACAUCCAACAAUUGAAGAUGGGGUGGUCACCCGACCUGUCUGUGGUAACUGGAUGAAUGAUUGCUGCCAUUUUAAAACCCCUUCCAUUCAAGUGAAAGCAUGCCCAGGAAAUUAUUAUGUCUAUGAGUUCAAAGACCCAAUUUUGGUAUGCAAUGCAUCAUAUUGUGCUGAUAUUAAUGAAUGUCUCUCAUCUUCGGUGUGCGGGUCACAUGCUCACUGUUACAAAUACCUUGGAAACUGCACUUGUUUGGGUGGAUAUAAUGUCACAAAGAUGAAUGAAUCUGUCAGUAACAGUAACCCAUGUACUGAAAUUCUUCUCGGCACAUGUCAUCCACUUUUCAGGCUCAUCGAGUUCCAUGUGUUACAUUACGACUCCGCCCAUUAA